AUGGCUGAAAGUAAUGAUGGUGCUAUUGCUUCCGCCUUGCAAGCAGUGACUCAAGAUGUGGAGAACAACCAACAAGGAGGAAAUGACGAGUUCUACAACUUGGCAAAGUUUCAGAGGAACAACCGCCUACCUUCAAAGUUUGGUAUGCAUAUGCUGACUGAGGAAGUUGAUGAUUGGUGGGAAUAUGUACGUUGCAAGAAAGAGAUUGAGUUUCUAAAAUUGAAACAAGGGAACUCAAUUGUUGUUGAAUAUGCUGUUAAGUUCGAGGAACUUGUGAAAUUAUGUCCACACUACAAUGAUACAGCUGCAGAGGUUUCCAAAUGUAUCAAAUUUAAGAAUGGGUUGCGUCCUGAGAUCAAGCAGGGCAUCGGGUAUCGACAGAUUCUCCGGUUUCCUGAAUUGGUGAAAAAAUGCAGAAUAUAUGAUAAGGACAAUAAGGCUCGGUCUGCUCAUUAUAAAAGUUUGAGUGAGAAAAUGGGAAAGCAGCUGGAUCAUGGAAAGUCGUAUAUUAUUCUAGCUGACAAAGGGAAAUAA
Messenger RNA from Lathyrus oleraceus (garden pea), 534 nucleotides. RefSeq lists its product as uncharacterized. The coding region runs from base 1 to 534 and encodes 177 amino acids. The record is from RefSeq and is a predicted model, not a curated record. The transcript has 3 exons. Lineage: Eukaryota; Viridiplantae; Streptophyta; Magnoliopsida; Fabales; Fabaceae.